CUGCGGGCCGGGCGGGCGGCUGUCGGCGGCGGGGCGCGGGCCGCAAGAUGGCGACCGCCAUGUACCUGGAGCACUACCUGGACAGCAUCGAGAACCUGCCGUGCGAGCUGCAGCGGAACUUCCAGCUGAUGCGGGAGCUGGACCAGAGGACGGAAGAUAAGAAAGCCGAAAUCGACCGCCUGGCCGCCGAGUACAUCGAGUCGGUGAAGAGCAUGUCAGCCGAGCAGCGGGUGGAGCACCUGAGGAGGAUCCAGAGCGCCUACAGUAAAUGCAAGGAGUACAGCGACGACAAAGUGCAGCUGGCCAUGCAGACCUACGAGAUGGUGGAUAAGCACAUCCGCCGGCUGGAUGCGGACCUGGCGCGGUUCGAAGCGGAUCUGAAGGAUAAACUGGAGGGCAGUGACUUUGAGAGCUCUGGAUCACGAAACCUGAAAAAGGGAAAAAGUCAGAAAGACAAAAGAAGCUCUCGUGGCCGAGGCAAGCGGACGUCUGAAGAGGACACACCAAAGAAAAAGAAGCUGAAAGGAGGCUCCGAGUUUGCUGACACCAUCCUGUCAGUGCAUCCCUCAGACGUCCUGGACAUGCCUGUGGACCCCAACGAACCCACCUACUGCUUGUGUCACCAGGUGUCCUAUGGGGAGAUGAUUGGCUGUGACAACCCAGAUUGCCCGAUUGAAUGGUUCCACUUCGCUUGUGUGGACCUCACCACCAAACCAAAAGGGAAAUGGUUUUGUCCACGUUGUGUUCAGGAAAAGAAGAAAAGUAAGAAGUAAAGGGGGGAAUACCUCCUCCGAGGCAAGAAGAGUUUUAAUAUAUUCCUUCCUUCAUGUUGCAAUAUCAUCUUUGAUUUUGAUUGUGAUUUUAAAACCUGCCCUCCUCCCAUUUCUGAUAGGCUAUUUAAUUGUCCAGCGGCCAGUUGUAACUCCUGUUCUUUUGUAAGACGAUGACUUUGGGAAGGGAGGAAUUUGCCACAGGGAUUUUAUUUAUGUUACUCUCUCACAGCACUGAGAUCAGUGUUACUCUGAAGUGCUACAACAGCCCGUCGCUGUAGUCUGCUUGUUUUUAGGAGUCCAUUAAACCCUGUGAGGCACUGCAGGAGAUUGAGACACCCAGCCUUCAGUGUGAUGCAUACCAUUGCUGAAGUCAUUCAGACCUGGAGCUUAGCAUGACAGAAAAAGCAAUGCCCUCUCAUGCAGCCUACAGGAAAGGAUUAUUUCCAUUGUUUUGAUGUGAUGCCCAUUUGUUGUGCAGUUUUGUAGUACAGAGAGGCUCAAAAAGGCUGAUUAGCUGAUUAGCAGAAGCAAACAGUGUGGCUUUUAACCUCCUUCUGUAAAAGCCUCGUGUCUCCUGGAACAAAACCUUUUAACAUCAAAGGGUUGUCCUGCAGUGCUGACAGUAGUACCGAGAGAGCAAGUUACCUUUCCUGUCAGUUUUUGUUGCUUUAAAAAUUAACUUUAAGUGUGUUACUGUGAAGUUGAAACCUAGAGUAUUGUGACAGGGGGUCCGAUUUGUCCAUACAGUAAGAUGAAGGCCUGAUUUUCUGUCAUAUCUCAAGCUUUAAGGGAAGAUUCUAUUAGGACAGCGUGUACGUGCCAGUGACGAUGCAGCAAAGCUGAAAGGUGGCUGUGUGGUAGUGUGGUGGGAGUUGGGUUCUUGAGUAGCUUUUGCUAUGAAGAAGUGCCAUUAGAGAAGGCAGUGCAGCAGGAAUGUCUUUAAAUUACUGCUUGUCUUUUUUGAGGGGGCAAGUUUGCCUGUUCUUUACUUCUUGAGGCUGCCUUUCAGAUCUCGAAUGUGAAUGCUUGCUGUCAUCACAGUGUCAGUUGCUGCAGCAAAACGGAUGAGAAAGAAAUCAUGAGUAGGAAAACAAAACUCUGUUCUAGUAAGCUUUUUUUCCUCCUUCCUCUGAGUUAACAGUGGAUGCAGAAGUCGAGGGAAGAACAGAUAACUGUUGUCUUUAGGUAUCUCCUGUAUUAUGGGGCUUACCUUCCUACAACAGAGACACUGUGGGUAAAGUGUCUCUGUUGUUCUGCCAGGGGAGGGAGAAAACAAAGCAAAAGCCCCUGCAGCAGGAUGGAGCAGGGUCUGUGAUCCUGUGAUGGCCCUUAAUUGCAUCUGCCCAUUGCUGUGCAUGCCAGCUCUGGAUGCAGGCUGCUGGAAGGGCUUCCAGAUAAGCUCUUUCUUCUGCUUUAAAAGCAACCUGAAUAAACAGAACAAUACAGAAGGGAAGAAAAAAACCCCAAACAAAUUUAAUCUGACUUCGGCACCAGCUUCCAAAAGAAAAAAAAAACUUUUUUCUUGUCUUGCCCUGGCCGUCUCUUUUGUGUUUUGCCGUGAAGGAAAGUAGAACUCCACUCAUGCCAGUUUUGCCUCCCUGCUUUGCUCUGUUGGGUUUGUAGCUGCUGCAGGUACGUUAGGAUUGUUGCAAAGAAACCUUUUGGUACUGAGACAGGCUUUCUGCGAACCUUCUGAUGUACCUGCUGUGCAGAAAACCUGUCUGCAGGGUCCUUCCUUUGGAAGUGUGACAUCGUACGUCUUUGCUGCCUUGCAUCAUUCUGCAUUGUAUAUGAAGUUUCUGUAGUUAAUGUUUACAGGACGAUGCAUGCUUGUCAUUGCUGCCAUUGUAAAAGCACCCCAAAACUACACAGGCAAGUUAGAAACAAAACGCUGGCGGGAAGGGAGAGGAAAAGCACAAUCUCACAAAGCUGGGCUUAGAAAUACAGCCAGCCUUCUCCUUCUCCCUGCCUCUGUUUUGAGAGUAGAUGUAAUGUCGAUACCUCAUGAGCCAGCCUGUAAUUCAGUACCAGCAGUAAGCCUGUACCUCACUGACCUGCUGCACUGGAUUCCUUGUAAGGGUGACUGUCCUGAAGGCCGUGAUGCUGUCCCAAGUUCUGUUUUCUCCUUCCGUCCAGUGCUGUUGUAAAUGUUUUUUCCCUUGUCUCCCAAGGCUUUGGCAGUCAGGGUAGCACCGUAAAUCAAGCGUUGGAUUUGAAACAAAUCCAAAAUUAGAUUGUGCUUCUUGGGAGACCUUGCUGGAAACGUGCAGGUAUGGAAAUGCACAGCUCUGCAGGUCAGUGCCAAGGGCUGCCCUACACUUGUGAAAGAUGGCCAGGUGGGACAGCAAAGUGUACUUUAUUAUGUGCUUUCUUGGGCUCAGAAAAGCAGAUGUUUUCCAUUCAAACCAGCAAAGCAAAAAGCCACGACGUUUUAGAAGCUGGCAUCAGUCCUCAAAGGGAAGGAGGCUUCUUCAGCAGGACCCACGGUCAGACCUGGCUGCUCCGUACGGCGUAAUGCCACCGAUGUGUCCUCAGAACCCACACCAGCAAUAAGCCCAGCCUGCCCCUGGGCUGGGGGACCCGCAGCCUUCACUUCUGGUCACAAAAGAGUUCAAAUCUUUCUCCUGAUUUUUGAAUGUACGGCGUUAAAUACGCCCUUAUGGAGAAGGAUGGACGGACUGUGGUGCGGAGAGGAACGUUCCACGGACAGCUGUCAGUGCACCAAAGUGCUCGGUGGUGUUCAGCUUUACUACAGCUCAGCCAAACUGGAGGUGAAACAACGUUAACCCGACAGCUCUAUUUUUUAAAGGAAUUACAUCUAUGUUCCCUUUGUAAAUGGAAGAGAAUAUAAAUCUUUUUAUGGGAAAAAAAAAAAGAAGAAGAAUGUAAAGUUAAAAAAAAUAAUAAAUGUAUAUCUGUAUUUUUGGAUCACGUUAUAGAUAAUGAAUAUAUUGAUAUAAAUAAAAUAUUUUUGGGAAUCGA
Gallus gallus (chicken) is the source of this 3755-nucleotide messenger RNA. It is a transcript of the gene ING5, whose product is annotated as inhibitor of growth family member 5. Gene Ontology annotation, molecular function: chromatin binding. The transcript has 8 exons. The record is from RefSeq and is marked validated. Gene Ontology annotation, cellular component: nucleus. Gene Ontology annotation, biological process: positive regulation of apoptotic signaling pathway; positive regulation of DNA-templated transcription. NCBI's taxonomy places the organism in Eukaryota, Metazoa, Chordata, Aves, Galliformes, Phasianidae. Bases 48 to 773 code for a protein of 241 amino acids.